ACCUGGCGGCCCCGCCCCGUCCGCCCCGGGGCCGCGGGCGAUUGCGCUGCCGGGGCGCUGGGGUCCGGCCGCGGCCCGAGCCGCGGGGUCGGCAGGGAGCACGCCUCUCCUGUGUGGCGGGUACCGCGUAGGGCUCCGCAGAGGAGAAGCGCGUAGGAGGCGGCGGGCUCCGCAGGGCGGCCUCUCCGUCCUCCCCGUCCCUCUCGGCCCGGCCCCGCCCGCUCGCCGCCGGGGGGACGCGGGGCUCCCGAGGCGCGAUGUCGGCCCGGCGGCGGCGGCGGGCGGCCGCGGAGGAGGAGGCGGUGGCGGAGGAGGAGGAGGCGGGGAGCGACAAGGAGGUUUAUUUGGAAGAAAGACUUGGUGAGUUGGAUCUCAGAAGUGAUUCAGAUGUUCCUUAUGUUCCUCCACCAACAGACAGCACUCCAGAAAUCCUCAAAAGGGCUUUGUCAGGCUUAUCUGCCAGAUGGAAAAAUUGGUGGAUUCGUGGAAUUCUCACUCUAGCUAUGAUUUCUGGGUUUUUUCUGAUAAUAUACCUGGGAUCAUUUAUGCUGAUGCUUCUGGUCUUAAGCAUCCAAGUGAAGUGUUACCAUGAAAUCAUUACUAUAGGUUACAGAGUCUACCACUCCUAUGAUUUACCGUGGUUUAGAUCCCUCAGUUGGUACUUUUUGCUGUGUGUGAACUACUUCUUUUAUGGAGAGACUGUAGCCGAUUACUUUGCUACAUUUGUUCAGAGAAGAGAACAACUUCAAUUCCUAAUUCGUUACCACAGAUUUAUAUCUUUUGCACUCUAUUUAAUAGGCUUCUGCAUGUUUGUUUUGAGUUUAGUGAAGAAACAUUAUCGUCUGCAGUUUUACAUGUUCGCAUGGACUCAUGUCACUUUGCUGAUCACUGUAACUCAGUCUCAUCUUGUCAUCCAAAAUCUCUUUGAAGGCAUGAUCUGGUUUCUGGUUCCAAUUUCAAGUGUUAUUUGCAAUGAUAUUACUGCUUACAUUUUUGGAUUCUUCUUUGGCAGAACUCCAUUAAUUAAGCUGUCUCCCAAGAAGACCUGGGAAGGAUUCAUUGGAGGCUUCUUUUCCACAGUUGUAUUUGGAUUUAUUUUUUCCUAUUUUUUGGCUCAGCAUCAGUACUUCGUCUGCCCUGAGGAAUACAACAGUGAGACCAACAGAUUUGUGACAGAGUGUGAACCUUCAGAGCUCUUUCAGAUGAAGAAGUACUCCCUGCCACCAUUGCUUCAGGCUGUGUUGGGAUGGGAAGCGGUGAAUAUGUACCCAUUUCAGAUGCACAGCAUUGCACUGUCAACCUUUGCCUCAUUAAUUGGGCCAUUUGGAGGAUUUUUCGCUAGUGGAUUUAAAAGAGCUUUCAAAAUCAAGGAUUUUGCAGACACAAUCCCUGGGCAUGGUGGGAUAAUGGAUCGCUUUGAUUGUCAGUACUUGAUGGCCACUUUUGUUCAUGUCUAUAUCACCAGUUUCAUAAGGGGUCCAAAUCCCAGCAAACUGCUGAAACAGCUGUUGGUACUUCAGCCUGAGCAACAAUUAAAUGUGUAUAAAGCCCUGAAAUCUCACCUCAUUGAAAAAGGAAUCCUGCAGCCAUCUCUGAGAGGGUAGUUUGUCAAAACGGAGGACUACAAGAAACCUUCAUUUACAAGAAGACUGUGGAAAAGCAUUGCAAAUGUGCACAUAAACAAUAGCUAAAGGAAGAGCAGUUUGUGGUCUGGAAGAGGUGAAUGUUUCCUGACAUGAAUGUGAAUGCUAUGACUUCCUAUUAGGACUCAGAAGUUUUUACUCCUAAAAUAGUUAAAAUGCUUGCAAAGUAACAGCACGUGUGCUAUUUCAGUUCCUGAAGCGGAUGGCAGCAGUCUUCCUUCAGCACCCAACCAGAUGGGCUUUGUAUUUUAAAAAGAAAAUAAAGUUCACUGUUAGUUUUUAAUUAGUUAUUUAAUAUUGUAUAUCUUAGCAAUACUUUUUGGUCUCCAGUGAUUACUGAAAUGUAAACAGAUGAGGCAAGUGGUCACUUUUAUGUAGUUCGGUGCUGAAAUUAUGAUUGUUUAGAAAGUACUUGUUAGCCCGGUCAAAGAACUACUGAUAGCCUGCUUUACUACCUGUAUUUAUGAAGUCACUAUGAAGGUUAAACUUUGCUCUGUUUUUAGUUAAACGUCUUUCUUAUGGAUUUAUUUCAUGCUUUCAUGAGAAAAGUAGUUUUACUGAAGUGAAGCUGGGCUCUUUGGGCUGGUUAAUGUUAUGAAUUCUGAAGAAGCAUCUUGCAUCCAAGAGCAGAGAUUACCUGAGAAAAUGGGAUUCUCCAACCCUGUAAAUAGAUUAUGGAGAAUCUGGAGUUUUAACCCAUGGUUUCCAUGGACUGUUGGUGUCUGAAGACAGUAAUUCAAGCCUUAUUCUUUGUGCCUAUUAACUACAACAUAGAAUGGGGUUGUUUCCUUCUUUUUAAAAGCAUUUUGACGUCCUCAGUAAAAGGUGGAGGUUAAGUGCUGUUUUAUUAACGUGUUAGUGAAGGCAGGAACUUUAAUCUCAUGAAUGUGCACAGUGCAAGACAGCAUGUAUGGUUCUGCUGUGUGUUGGUAUUUAGCGACAAGGUCCUCAAGCAACAUCAGGUAACCACCUAGGUGUUUGAGUGGAGAAUUUUUAUAGAAAGCAGCUCUUCUGUAGACUUAGUGUGGCACAUGAGGAAAGCUGAUGCUCUAUAAUUCUCAAUCCUAGCUGUUUUAGUUUUUUUGUUAGGUGACGCGUCUUGAUGCAAAUACAAAUGUAAACAUAUUUUGAAAUUGUAAAAAUGACUCCUGUACAAACAGAAAGCACAAUUGUCAAUUUUGUUUUGCUAUACUGUAAGUCGAUACAAUUUAAUUUUCCCAACUAAUUGUAAAUAAGUUUCUCCUGUGGUGAAUGUACCAAUGCCUCAUAUAUAUGUGUGUGUAUAUAUAUAUAUAUACACAUAUAAAAUAUUAAAAGGUGAAUAUAUAUGUGUGUAUAUAUAUGAAAGGUGAAAACUUUAAAUGGUUGGUGCUACCUGAGGAUGAAACCAUGGAGCAAUUCACUAAGGUGAGUGAUAAGCUUUGUCUGUAAAAUUCAGACUGCUUUUUGUUGAACACCAUGCAGCUAAGACCACCAUACACUACUCUGUUUUGCACAUGGCAGCGUGUGUACAGCUUUUGUGUGCAAAAGCACCUCUGUACUUGGCUAUGAAACAAAAUCUAGGUCUAAAGUAAUUCUUAUUGGUGUCAAGUAUCUGACAGGAUUAAAUUAGUUCUGACCUGGAGAUUGCAGUAUUGAAGGAACACUCCAAGAGAUGAAAAAAAUGUCACCAGCUGCUUGUCUGUCAGUGGCCACACGACUUGGCUUAUUAAUUGAAGUGCACUGAAUUUCAACCUUUCUGCUGGGAGGGCGGCAUAGCCAGAGGUUAAAAGGUAGCACAGCCAGGGAAUGAGAUGUGUGGAAAGAUGUUUUAAAAAGGAGGGAAGGGAAAAUGAGAGGGUGAACAAAAUGUAGUAUACCUGGAAAACCAGCUUGUAGAUGAGGCUUUGGUUAUGUACAGGACUUUGGUAGAUGCUUAUGGAAAAACACAGCCAUGCUGGAGCUGGUAUUUCCUUAUCCUGGCUAUUUAAGAAAAAAAAAUUAAAAAUUUAUAUAUAGAAUAUAUAUAUAUAUAUAUAUAGAAAGGUAAUUGUUACUUUGGAAACUUGAACUUUUUAGUGUAAUUUUAUAGCAUGUAUAAUAAGGAAGUUAAAAUAUAUUUUAGCAUUUAAUACAACAGAGCAUUUGAAAUUAAUUUCUAUUUGCACAAUAGAAAGUUCAACACUGCGAUUCUGCUGUUCAGCAUUACAAUGAAGAAGGGAUCACUUGUGAACUCAUUCAGCAAUUUUCUGCGCAGAGUAAUAGCUUUCUGCUGGCUUAGGCUUGGUGUAAAUAAAUCUCAGCAGGACUUGUCACUGUGAAGUGACAGCUACGCUUGCUUGUUAAGAAGUGCAUUUACCCCACUUGUUACUUCUGUUGGUUCAAGCAUUGCACCAUGAUCAGCAGGAAAGUUUUAACUUUUUACACCAGUGAUUCUUUUCGCUUUUCCAAGUUGCUGUAGUUGGUUGUUGAGCAAAAAAAAUGUACAGUAUGUAAAUAUUGUAAAUGGUAUGAGCAUAUAAUGUCUGAUUUAGUUUGACUGUUUCAAUCUUUUGUUGAAGCAGAUGUUGUAAAAAAAAUAAAUAAAACUGGGA
This is a messenger RNA of Cuculus canorus (common cuckoo), 4216 nucleotides long. RefSeq names its product CDP-diacylglycerol synthase 1 (gene CDS1). The transcript is spliced from 13 exons. Gene Ontology annotation, cellular component: endoplasmic reticulum membrane. NCBI's taxonomy places the organism in Eukaryota, Metazoa, Chordata, Aves, Cuculiformes, Cuculidae. The coding region runs from base 258 to 1604 and encodes 448 amino acids. The record is from RefSeq and is a predicted model, not a curated record. Gene Ontology annotation, molecular function: phosphatidate cytidylyltransferase activity.